CACAAGUGGUUUGAUGAGCAUGAAAACUAUACAAACCAUAUGCCAUGGCUGUCUCGGUCAUCUGAUCUCAACCCAACUGACCACUUAUGGGAGAUUCUGGAGUGGUGACUGAGACAGUUUUCCACCGCCAUAAACAAAACACCAAAUUAAGGAAUUUCUCGUGGAAUAAUGGUGUUUACAUCCCUCCAAUAGAAUUCGAGACUCUUGUAGAAUCUAUGCCAAGAUGCAUUAAAGUUGGUCUGGCUCGUGGUGACCCAACACCCUAUUAAGACACUUUAGGUUGGUUCUGUAUCUAUGUUUGGAAUGUUGUUUGAAAACUUGUUGUGAUCUUGUUUUAUGUCAUUAUGAAAGUGUAUUUAUUUUACAGUAAAGAAAAUGUAUGUCAUCAAAAUAGUGAAAUAAACAACAAAAAGGCGACUUGUCAAAUUAUUUUACUCUGCCAUUAUUAUUUUCACCUUCCACCUCCACACGGUAGAUGGCGCAAUUUAGCAUGCGAAAGUCUAUCAUUCAGUCAGCACUGCUUUCAUUUCUAAAUCUGAAAGUAUAACUUUAGCUCUCGGCUCAACAUUUGUACUAGCUAGCAAUGUCCAAAAUCAAGAACAUAAUUUGGCCUCAAGUGAUUUUAUUUGGCGACUCGAUCACACAGUUUUCAUUCCAACCUAAUGGAUGGGGUUCCGAAAUUGCAAAUCAACUAGCCAGAGUGCUGAUGUGUUGUGCACUGAAGUCCACAAGUGAAUGGGAAAGAAAAUGUGACGUUGUGAACAGAGGUUUGUCAGGCUACAACUCCAGGUGGGCAAAGAUUGUCUUGCCUCGCCUCAUCUCCAAGGACAGUGCUUCAAGCAACCACAUAGCUGCUGUCACGGUCUUCUUUGGUGCCAACGACUGUGCUUUAGAAGAUAAGAACCCACAGCAGCACAUCCCAUUGCAGGAGUACUCCGAGAACCUGAAGGACAUUGUCAAACACCUGGGGUCUGUGGGUGUGUCUGCAGACAAGGUCAUCUUCAUCACUCCUCCACCUCUGAAUGAGCCAGCCUGGGAGAAGGAGUGUGUCCUGAAAGGCAGUGCUCUGAACCGUCUCAACUCUGUGGCUGGCCAGUAUGCCCAGGCCUGUGUGCAGGCUGCCGGUCAGUGUGGGGCAGACGUGCUGGACCUCUGGACUCUCAUGCAGAAAGAUGGACAGGACUUCACAGGCUACCUCUCAGACGGGCUCCAUCUCUCUGAGAAGGGGAACCAGUUUGUGUCACAGCAUCUGUGGACGCUGUUGAAGAGCAGGGUGGAGGAGUUGCCCUUCAUCCUGCCUUACUGGGGCGACGUAGACCCUAAACAGCCAGAGAGCGGUCUACUGUGUGACUGAUGGCCCUCAGGCUGAGUGAGAGGGGAAGGGUAGAGAUGGGGCCUCAGGUCCACCCUUCCACACAGUUAUGUCCACCGGUCGGCUACGGUAAUGGGAUGACACUGAAAGGGGUUGGAAUCAGUCCUCAUUCCAAACAACUGAAAUAUAUAAAACCAUGAUAUGACAUGUUUUAAAUGUUCUUUUUAAAUUUCCUGAGGUCUG
This is a messenger RNA of Oncorhynchus tshawytscha (Chinook salmon), 1555 nucleotides long. It is a transcript of the gene iah1, whose product is annotated as isoamyl acetate hydrolyzing esterase 1 (putative). Lineage: Eukaryota; Metazoa; Chordata; Actinopteri; Salmoniformes; Salmonidae. The transcript has 7 exons. Gene Ontology annotation, molecular function: hydrolase activity, acting on ester bonds. The record is from RefSeq and is a predicted model, not a curated record. The coding region runs from base 584 to 1354 and encodes 256 amino acids.